CUCCCCGUGAUGUCAGCGGAAUCCUGAGCUGGAGUGAAGGGAAAGGCCCAGGAUCUCCCGCUAGAGGGGCCCCGAUGGGGUGGACCCAGGGGUGGCUGCCCGGGGCCGGAGCACCAGCCUCGCGUCCCCGGGCGCCGCCCCCGUGUCCCGCCCGCGCCACGCUCCGCCCCGGUCGCCGCUCGUCCCGCGUGGGAGCCGACCCGGCUCAGCCUGAUUUACGGCUCUGCUGAAAACCGCUCGCACGGCUCCCGCAGCAUCAGCACCGGCGGCUGCAGCGGCAGCAACAAGUCCGGACUUUCAGAGUGAUGCAACAGACGACUUUUGAGGAAAGCCGGUACCAUUGGCAGGACUCGCUGGAGAAUGUCGCUGUGUGCCUGCCAUUCCGCUGCCCGAGGUGUGGAGACCAUACCAGAUUUAGAAGCUUGUCAUCCUUGAGGGCCCAUCUGGAAUUCAGUCACAGCUACGAAGAGCGGACCCUCCUGACAAAAUGCAGCCUCCUGCCCUCUCUCAAGGACACAGAGCUUCUCAGGUCCUCGGAACUCCCGAAGCAGGGAAAAGUACUCCGGGGCCACGCAAAGGUGACCAAGCAGAAGUCGAGCUAUGUUAACUUGUACAGCAUCUCCCACGGGCACUCCAAGGACACGAAACCCUUUGAGAUGGUGGCAGAGAGGCCCGUGUCCUAUGUGCAGACCUACACGGCCGUGGACAUCCGGGCUGACUCUCUGGAUGCUCCCUGCGCCAGCCCUGGUCUCCCCACCCAAGAUACCAAAGCUGCUUUCGAGGCUCACGUCCGAGAAAAGUUCAAUCGCAUGGUAGAGGCCGUGGACAGGACCAUCGAGAAGAGAAUCGACAAACUCACCAAAGAGUUGGCCCAGAAAACCGCCGAACUGUUGGAAGUCCGGGCAGCCUUUGCGCAGCUGACUCAGAAGAAGCAGGAGGUCCAGAGGAGAGAGCGGGCCCUGAACAAACAGGUAGAUGUGGCCGUGGAAAUGAUCGCAGUGCUGAAGCAGCGUCUGACGGAAUCCGAGGAGGAGCUCCUGAGGAAAGAGGAAGAAGUCGUCACAUUCAACCAUUUCCUGGAGGCAGCGGCUGAGAAGGAGGUUCAAGGAAAAGCGAGGCUCCAGGACUUUAUUGAAAAUCUGCUGCAACGGGUAGAAUUGGCGGAGAAGCAGUUGGAAUAUUAUCAAAGCCAGCAAGCCUCCGGUUUUAGCUGUGACACUAGUGAGCAUAUGCUCACAGACAUCCCAUCGAACAGGAAGCCCAGAUGCCUAAGCCGAGGGCACCAGCAUUCUGUUUGCAACCAUCCUGAGAUGAGGGCCCAUUUCCAUCUGAAGGGGAGAAGCUACCUGAAGAAAGCCAAGGAUGAGCGAGCCGGGAUGCAGCCCGCCAAGGCCAUUCACGAACCGGCUGAGUCUCCAAGAGAAUUCUUCAGACCAGCCAAGAAAGGGGAACACCUGGGUCUGAGCCGGAAAGGGAAUUUCAGGCCCAAAAUGGCUAAAAAGAAGCCUACAGCAAUCGUGAAUAUCAUCUAGAGCUUGGGUGGCUCGGAAGCAUCACCACGGGGCUUACCAAAUGAUGUUCCAGAGUCCAACAGCGUUGUCCUUUUGGACAUGUAGCCGUAGGAACGCAGGGAACACAACAAACAGGGUCACUCUGAUUAACCAGAAUGUAAAACAACCGGUUUCAGGAAACACGAGCGGGUAACUUCUUAAAUAAUUGGGCCAGUUUCUCGCAGACCUGGCACCCGGGGUUCCUCUACCCAGUGCCCAUUAGUACGUGGGCCUCACAAGAUGCCAGACUCUGGUAUCCACUGCUCUCUGAAUUAUGAGGCAAGGAAUGUGACUGUGAAGUUCUUCUACUUUAAAGAAAAAUAGUAUUUUUUGGUGUUCUGAGACAGGGCCUUGUUAUGCUAUGUAGUCCUGGCUGGCUUGGAGCUUUAUAUAUAUAUACCAGGCUAGCUUUGAACUUGCAGCAAUCCUCCUGCCUCUGCCUCCUGAGUGCACAGGUGUGCGCUACCACACCCAGCUGGGAGUGUAAAGUUCUUACCAAGAGCAGUGAAAUAAAAGCAGAGCUUUUGUGGUUUGCGUGUAGACGCCCUUUGAUACAUUUGAAAGUCUCUACGGUAGAGGUUCGUUCCUGUUACCCUUGAGGAUUCUGGUUAAUCAAGAUUUUAAUCUCCGUGUGGGUUACAGGCCGUGUUUAGUUAGACCUCGGUUCUCACUUUGCCAGGUGGCUUUUGGGGUUGUUUGAUUCACAUCUGGGUCCUCCAGGGCCUAUUUAUUCAGGUCUGGGUGCACCCCUCCUGCCUUCUUUGGCAAAGCACGCUGCACCCCCAAGAGCUGUCUACCGGCCUCUGCAGAGAUAGCUGCUAAAACCCUUGGGGUCAGCAGCAUCUUUGAUGUGGUGCCCAAAAUGCUUGAUGUGCUAGAGGGGGGCACACUCAGUGUACCAUGGCCAUCCUGGCCAUGCUGUGGGCACGCCCACCAUUCUUCUCCCACCGGCUACUCUGGAAGGCUUGCUACCGGUUACCUGUGAGCAUGCUCUUUGCUAACUUCCGUUUCAACCCGGAAGCUCACUUUGCCUCCUCUUGCUUCUUUAGCCGGUGUACACUUGACCCCCUCCCAGCCACACCUCUGGGGUGUUCAUUGUGCAGUGCAUUCUAUUGUAAUUUCAGAUGAUAAAGAAUGCAUGCGGACUAUGACCUGUGAUACUACCCUCCCCAAAUGACACUGUUCCUAUUAAAGAAAAAAAAAACUUUAAAAAAUCUCCUGGUUUAAAAUUUUCUUCCAGAAGGAAUUUAUAUAUUUUUUUCCUUAAAUUAAGCAACACCAUCAGGUCUCUAGAGUGUAUUUGUGCUGACAUUCUUUCUAAAACAGGAAUAAUGUUGUCCAUAAGUAUAUACAUAUAUAUAUUACAUACGCUAUAUAUAUGUCAAGUAUAUGAAUAGUUUAUUUUUAAAUACUCCUGGAGAAAGUGUGUGUUUGUGGUGGGUGGCUUUAAAACUAUAUAGCUUUGUUUCUGUAAAUCAAAUUCCUUUACUUUAAAAAUUAAGAUUGUAACCUGACUAACACUUGUAGAAUUAUUGUUAUUGCAACAAGCAUCUGAUUAGCGUAUUACAUUAAAAUAGAUAAUAAAGCAGUUCCUUGGGAUGACAAUAAAUUGAAAAGGAUAACUCAUCGUUUUCAGAUACUUUGAACCUGUCCUUGUGGAGGAGAGGUUUCUGUGUGAGUCUUCACUGACUUCCGGCCUAUGGGAGCAGAUCUUCUGUGUGGUGUGCAGGCAGAUUCCAAGUUGGGGAAAGAAACAGCUGCGUAUCAUAUCACUGUUGAGGCUGACGUUGUGAAAGCUGUAAUGUUAUUAUUUAUCUGGAUAAGAAAUCUCCGCCAUAGUUAUUUAUUGUUGAUGUUUAUAUCAUGGUUGCACUUUUGCUUUGUCCACACUGAAAACGUGACUUGCUGAUUGUAUCGCAUGCUCCCCGUCCUGUAGUGUGUGCAGUAACAACACCUCAGCUUUGACAAACAUAUGGACAGAUUUGUUUCCUCUUUUAUUUAAAGUAAGUCAUUUUUUGGUGUUCCUUUAAAGAGCCUAGAAGGAAGGACAGCCCUCUUUGACAGUGGUCCAUGCUCGUCUUUGGAUAUAACCUUGUACUCUAUAUACACUACUCAAGACAAAUAGUUUUAAGAUUGACUUACUGAAUUUAAAAACAUCUUUUAAGUUUCAGCUGCAUUCUGAUCCCCAUAGAAGGAAAUGUGUUAAGUAUAACAGACUCCCUAAAGACAUAAAUCUGCUGUUGAAGUAUGGGAGCUGUUUUAACGGAAGGAUCAUUCACCUACAUCAUGGCUAAGUUCCAUUUAUAUGUCAUCUACACACACACACACACACACACACACACACACACACGCUCUCGAGUCCCCUCAGGCAAUCGACCUUAGAUUUGAAGCAGUGACUUUUUAAACAAAUCACCAAAGUUUCUGGGAAACUGUUAUCAAGAAUUAACUGAGGUAUACAUUGAAUUUUAUUAUUUAUUUUGUAAGGGGAAAAGAUCUUCAUUUGAACUGUUGUGUCAAUGCCCCACCCUCUCCCCAAACUAUAACAGAUUCUUAUGUGUAAGUGCGGCUUGCUUGGAAGCUGUAUUCCAGUAUGCUGCAGGGCCAGUCAAAUGUAUAGAUGUUAGAGUAUUUCUGUUCCCAGGAUGGAAAAAAAGAGAAGUUUUUAGAUUAUGAAAUACUAUGAUAAUAAAGCUAUAUUUCUGACUAA
Messenger RNA from Mus musculus (house mouse), 4257 nucleotides. It is a transcript of the gene Zfp365, whose product is annotated as zinc finger protein 365. Gene Ontology annotation, cellular component: centrosome. The record is from RefSeq and is marked validated. The coding region runs from base 306 to 1532 and encodes 408 amino acids. Lineage: Eukaryota; Metazoa; Chordata; Mammalia; Rodentia; Muridae. Gene Ontology annotation, biological process: negative regulation of neuron projection development; regulation of double-strand break repair via homologous recombination; positive regulation of oligodendrocyte differentiation. The transcript has 5 exons.